Zingiber officinale is the source of this 2562-nucleotide messenger RNA. Its product is annotated as F-box/LRR-repeat protein 3-like. Gene Ontology annotation, molecular function: protein binding. The record is from RefSeq and is a predicted model, not a curated record. Bases 320 to 2323 code for a protein of 667 amino acids. Lineage: Eukaryota; Viridiplantae; Streptophyta; Magnoliopsida; Zingiberales; Zingiberaceae. The transcript has 7 exons. Gene Ontology annotation, biological process: SCF-dependent proteasomal ubiquitin-dependent protein catabolic process. Gene Ontology annotation, cellular component: SCF ubiquitin ligase complex.
AUUCAGAUCUAGCAGUGCAUUUCAGUCAUUUUAUUUGUUUAGGGCGGAAGACAAACAUUCGGUGGAGGUGGUAACUAGAUCAGGCUUCGUUUCCUCGCUUCUUCCCUCGUCUUAUCUCUCUCUCUCUCUGCGCUCUUCGUUUCCGAGAGAGCAAGGAAUUGAACGGAAACGGGGCUCUGCUGCUUCUUCUUCGAGUCAUGCGAUCGCAACGAGGAAGAGGACCGCUGCUCCGCCGGCAGACCAGCUCCUCCGGCGUUCCUAUCUUCCCCAUCCUCCAUCCCUUCGUGCCUCUCCCUUCCUUCCUGUUCAUUCCCACCUAAUGGUCUCCGUGCCCCGAGGAGAUGCUGAAGCGACGAUGAACAGACCGCGUCCCUGCGAUUCCGACAUGUCAACCGUGUUCUCCCUCGACCUGCUCGCCAACAUCCUCGACCGCGUCUCCGAUCCCCGCGACCGCAAGUCCUGCCGCCUUGUCUGCCACGGGUUCCUUCGGGCCGAGGAGAUCCACCGCCGCUCGCUCCGCGUCCUCCGCCUCGAGGUCCUACCUGGUCUCCUUCGCCGCUACGCCGCUGGACUCGAGUGCCUCGAUCUCUCUGCUUGUCCGGCCCUCGACGACCGCGCCUUCUCUGCUGCCCUCGCUGCUGGGGCGGGCCAGUGGCGGCUUCGGUCCGUCAGCCUUAGCCGCGCCAGCGGCGUUGGGUGGCGGGGCUUGGUGGCUCUCGUGGAUGCGUGCCCGCGCCUGGAGGCUGUGGACCUGUCACACUGUGUCGGCGUCGGGGAUCGGGAGGCCGCCGCCUUGGCGAACGCCGCCGGGUUGAGGGAGCUCCGAUUGGAUAAAUGCCUCGGGCUGACGGAUGUCGGGCUCGCUAAGGUGGCGGUGGGCUGCGCCGGGCUAGAGAAGCUCGGAAUCAAGUGGUGUCUGGAGAUCUCCGACAUUGGGAUCGAUCUGCUCGCUAAGAAGUGCCAGGAUCUUAAGGAAUUGGACAUCUCAUAUCUGAAGAUAUCCAAUAGAUCGAUCAACUCCAUUUCCUCUCUUGGCAAGCUGGAAGUUCUGAACAUGGUAGGAUGCUCUUUUGUAGACGACGAGGGAUUACAAUUUCUGAAGCACCGAAACAAUUCAUUGCGGAGCAUUAAUAUCUCUCGCUGUGAAAAUGUAACUUCUAGUGGCUUAACCUCAGUGAUUGAAGGAAACAGUGGUCUUCAAAAACUCAAUGUUGGAGAUUGUUUUCCUGAGCUGGCAUCUCUCUUCUUCUCCAAGUUGAAUGAUUUGAAGGAUAGCUUGACCGUACUAAAACUUGAUGGCUUUCAAGUUUCUGCAUCAAGUCUUAAGAUAAUUGGCCUCAACUGCAAGAAUUUGGCCAAGAUAGGGCUUAGUAAAUGCCAAUCAGUGACCGAUGAAGGGAUCUUUGAGCUUGUAGCCAACUGCGUUCAUUUAACAACCAUUGAUCUUACAUGCUGUCAUCUGCUUACGGACAGGGCCCUUAUAUCUAUAGGAGAUCAAUGUAAAAAGCUGCGAUGCCUCCGACUAGAAUCCUGCAAUUUAAUUACUGAUAAGGGUCUAGAAUGUAUCGGAACAUGUUGCUCUAGUCUUGAAGAAAUCGACCUCACUGAUUGUAGUCUAAGCAGUACUGCGAUGAAGUAUCUAUCUCAGUGUUCAAAGCUGGUAGUCUUGAAACUGGGUCUUUGUUAUAUGAUUUCCGAUGAAGGCCUUGUUCUUCUAGCAUCAAACUGCAAAAAGCUUCGCGAACUUGAUCUAUACCGGUGUGUUGAGAUCACUGAUGAUGGUUUAGCUGCCAUAGCGGCUGGCUGCAAGAAGAUACAAAAGUUAAACCUCUGCUACUGCACGAAGAUCACUGAUGGAGGACUGAGGCAUGUAAGUCGUUUGGAAGAACUUCGUGAUCUUGAACUGAGAGGUUUAUGUCAUGUUACAAGCUCAGGCAUAGCAAAAAUCGCCAUGGGUUGUCGGCACCUUUCUGAGCUGGAUUUGAAACGCUGCAAUUUGGUAGAUGAUGGAGGUCUAUUUGCUCUUGCCCAAUAUACUGAAAACCUCAGACAGAUAAAUAUAUCAUACUGCUCAAUUUCAGGCACGGGUCUAUGUAUGUUGCUAGGCACUCUGAAGUGUCUACAAGAUGUGAAGCUGGUACAUCUCAGCCUCGUGCCAAUUGAGUGGUUUGAGAUUGCUCUGAGAGCUUCCUACGAAAAAUUAAAGAAAUUGAAGCUUCUCAUCGGAUUGAGGAAUCUCCUUUCGCCACUGCUGAUUGAGAAGUUGCACUCACGCGGGUGCCGAAUUCGAUGGGUCGAGAAACCUUUUGCAGCUCGUCGAUAGGCAAAACCCUACUUCCACAAUCUCUGCAUGCUUCGCUGUCAACUUGUUUUUUUGUUUUUUUUAUCGAAUAAUUUAGUCUUGAUUCGUGGAAACCACAUUUGUUAACAGCAACUGGUGGAUGCCUAUUGCAAUCAGUCAAAGAAUGCUAGAAUAGAAAAUGUAUCAUGGUUACUACGUGUAGCUGAUGCUCCUUUAACAAUAUGUGGAUCUAAAUUGGUGCUAUCCCCCAGUUAGAAACA